AUGGCUCUCCGUUUUGAGAUUCUGGGAAGGUUCAAUCGCGCCCGGGCAGCUCAUCUCACUCUGCCUCACUUCCUUUGCCAGACCCCUUUAUUCAUGCCAGUAGGCACCCAAGGAACUAUUAAAGGUUUGACUACUAGCCAGCUAGAGGAUAUUGGUUGCCAAAUUAUACUUGGUAAUACGUAUCAUCUUGCUCUGCGUCCUACUUCUGAGCUCAUCGAUGAGCUAGGUGGUCUGCACAAAUUCAUGAACUGGCCUAGGGCAUUGCUUACUGAUUCUGGUGGUUUUCAAAUGGUAGUGGUUCUCUGUCUCACAGACACACUUUGUACUUUUCUUGAUUCUUUCAGGAUGUUAAUUUGUAACAUCGUUUUCAGGUAUCCUUACUGCAUUUGGCUGACAUUACUGAAAAGGGUGUCACAUUUCAGUCUCAUUAGAAGAUUUUAUAGAACUACUUCUAGGCCUUUUAUGUGCUUAUAUCACGAGUCUCUCCCUGAAUUUUCACCAGUGGAUGGAAAGCCAAUGCUCCUAACACCUGAAGAAUCAAUACAAAUACAGAACAGAAUUGGAGCAGACAUUAUUAUGGCCCUGGAUGAUGUUGUGAAAACCACCAUCACUGGGCCGCGAAUCAAAGAGGCAAUGUAUCGUACAUUACGUUGGAUAGACAGGUGCAUAGCAGCUCACAAGAGGCCUCAUGAGCAGAACCUGUUUGGCAUAGUGCAGGGUGGUUUAGAUCCAGCAUUGAGGGAUAUAUGUGUUAGAGGCUUGGUCGAACGUAAUUUACCUGGCUAUGCUAUUGGUGGUCUUGCAGGCGGCGAAGAUAAAGAUUCAUUCUGGCGUGUUGUUGCUCAAUGUACUGCUGCAUUGCCUGAGGAUAAACCAAGAUAUGUUAUGGGUGUUGGUUACCCGCUAGAUAUUGUAGUUUGUAGUGCAUUAGGUGCUGAUAUGUACGAUUGCGUUUAUCCCACACGCACAGCUCGAUUCGGCACAGCUCUCAUUCCUGAGGGUGUCUUAAAAUUGAAACAUCAGGCAAUGGCUACUGAUGUUCGUCCAAUUGAUCCCACAUGUGAGUGUAUGGUCUGUAAAAAGUACACAAGGGCUUAUAUCCAUUGCCUAGUCACAAAAGAUGCUAUGGGGUCUCAACUUCUAUCAUAUCACAACCUACAUUACAUGAUGAAGUUGAGCAGGGACCUACACUCAUCGAUUGUCGAAGGACGUUUUCCAGAGUUUGUUUGCAAGUUUCUGCAGAGAAUGUUCCCAAAAGGUGAUGUGCCACAAUGGGUGUGCAAUGCAAUGGAGGUGGCAGGAAUCGACAUUUCUUCAUGUUGUGCAACCUACUCAGAAAGUGAAGACUUGAUGUUGACCUCGAAAGAGUGA
Messenger RNA from Oldenlandia corymbosa var. corymbosa, 1371 nucleotides. NCBI's taxonomy places the organism in Eukaryota, Viridiplantae, Streptophyta, Magnoliopsida, Gentianales, Rubiaceae. The record is from the annotation of a GenBank genome assembly.